UCUGGGCUGGCAUACGAAAAAGAAUGUGACCGACUUCUGUCACAUGUGUUAUGUUACGUGAGAUUUGUUUCUCGAUGUUAAUGAACUUUUUUAAGUAGGAUUAGACAGAUGAAGUCUGAGCUUCCACGUUACAGCCCAAUGUUCAUAUGGAUUUGUUGAAGCCAGUUAGUGAAAGGUGUCAUCGGUGUCAUAUUGAGCUGUUGCAGUCUGUGGUUAUGGUGUUAGAUCCUGAAGUGUAAACGAGCUCUAUGCUUUAAAUCUUAUGGGAUUGAUCAUGUUUGAAUUGAUGUUGGACCCAAAUGUAUGAUGUAGAAGUAAAAGAGCCUGAAAAAUGCAGCCAAGGAUAUUGGAAAUAUGUGGAAAUUUAAAUUCACUUGCCACCAGGUGAUCGACAAAGGAGCCACAACUUAAGAUAUUGUAAUAUGUAUAGCUACUGUCAGUCAUCCCAACAAGUUGACUUAGCGCUCAGUCAUUUUCCAUGGUCUAUUAGAUCCUCAUUCAGUCAAAAGCCUAAAACUCAUGUUUGAAGCAAACAUUUAGUGGAAUACAAAUGUGUGGAGAUAAGUAUUUUCCCAUUACUGCUACCAGAUGCCUUACUAUAUCAUCACCCAUAUGAUAAAGCAUCAGGAAAUUUAUCCCACCUGAGGAGUAAUGCGGUUGGUUGCAGUAAUUCCAUCAUUACGGUUUUUCAUCAUGAACAUUUCAGUGUCCUUCUUAGAAAAGAGCACUAAAGAUCCCCAGGGCCACCCUUGAGCCAAUGCUGGAUUUCACCCUGACAGAAGAGGGACUUCCACCAACGUUCUUCUCCAUCCUUAUCUUCAAGACGUACGCUCAUCCAGCUUCACUACUUCAGUGCUUCUUAUGCUGCUAGCCUGCUUCACAUCUUUUCUUGGUUCACUGGCGAGUUGGAUCACUUCAGUUGCUGUGACACACCUACAGUCACUCACCACGGGAUUAUGGCUAGACGGAACGAGGAUCGCUGCGUCCAACACGAUUGAAUCGCUGAUGGAACAGGACUUUGAUCUCGUCAUCAACGACGUCUCCUAUCGCGUAACGACUCGCGAACGCGUUUCCAGGGAAGAGAUGGAACGACUUUCAGACGUGCAGAAUUUAGUGAUGCAAUUGUACGAGGCCCUGCACGUCGGCGAACACCAACUGAAGAAGGAACGACAUUUGAUGGCCCAGCUGGAACAACUUCAAUCGCACCUUCUUCCCUUGGAACAAAAGAAGAAUUUAGUGAUGGCCGGAGCCGAGCGGAGGACGACAACCUUCACUUGGGUCGGACUGGCUCUCAUGGGCGUCCAAUUCGGAGCUCUGGCCCGUCUCACAUGGUGGGAAUACAGCUGGGACAUUAUGGAGCCCAUCACAUACUUUGUCACCUACGGAACGUCCAUAGCUUGCUUCGCCUAUUACGUCCUCACUAAGCAGGAGUACAUUCUGCCCGAAGUUCGUGACCGCGAGUAUUUGCUGCAGUUCCAUAAGAGAGCCAAGAAGGUGGGCAUGAACGUGGCCGAGUACAAUCGACUCCAGGAGAGCCUCGCCCAGGUUGAAAACGAUUUGAAGCGUCUGCGGGAUCCCCUGCGCGUUCACCAUCCGCCGGCAGGCGCCAAACUCUUCGAUCCAUCGGCCGCCAGCCUGGGCUCCUCUUCCGACCUCGUGUCGACGAGCCUCUGGAAUCGAACUCAACUCCGUCUACAAAAUCUUCUACGGACUUCCAAACAACCUUAACAUUUUCAAUCAGAACAAAAACGAACAAAACGAAAAAUGAGAAAACCAAAAUCAUGACGCAACAAAACAAUUACAGGUUCAUAACCCUUCGAUUAGGUGCAAAUAAGCGCAGCCGCCAUGACAGUGCACAACCAUUUGUCAUUUAUAUAAUGAAACAGUUGAAAAACAAAACAAAAAAAAGUAUUCAUAUAGUCUAACAUUUUCUUAACAUCACUCACAUAUUUUUUCUCCUCCCCCAACUUGAUAUUUAACAGCCGCAAAAAUUAACGUUUAAAUUAGUUUUCUUAUUUAGGCAUUUACAAUAUUGUAAACUUCCUGCCAGGUAAAACAUUAACGAGAUUUUUGUUUGCAAGUGAGCGUGUGUACUUAUUAUAUAUUAUACAGUUUAACCCCCCUCCCUCCCUAAUCUUUUACUUAACGCAGUAUUGUUAAUCAUGUUCAUUAGCGUUUAUGUAGGUGCUGAACUGUGCUGAACAUUGUUCUUUCUACUACAUUUCUCUCUUAACAAAAACAAGAAAAUUCGUUUUUGAUUCAGCUCCUUUUUCGGUAGAGUCGAUUUGUCAUUGCUCCUCCUCCUUCCAUACCGAAAUAAUGAUUGUUAUUAUUAUUACUUACUAACUAUAUUAUACCUUUCAACUUCUUCCUUCUUUCUCUUCUUUUUUUGACGAUUAUAAUUCAGCUGUGAUACACAAUCCAUGAAUGAUGA
Messenger RNA from Daphnia pulicaria, 2434 nucleotides. RefSeq names its product calcium uniporter protein, mitochondrial-like. Lineage: Eukaryota; Metazoa; Arthropoda; Branchiopoda; Diplostraca; Daphniidae. Gene Ontology annotation, molecular function: calcium channel activity; uniporter activity. Bases 862 to 1728 code for a protein of 288 amino acids. Gene Ontology annotation, biological process: mitochondrial calcium ion homeostasis; calcium import into the mitochondrion. Gene Ontology annotation, cellular component: mitochondrial inner membrane; uniplex complex. The transcript has 9 exons. The record is from RefSeq and is a predicted model, not a curated record.